UCUUUGAAGGUUCUAAAAACGUCGAUGUCUUAUCUCACGAUGUUGCGCUCUUUCAAUUGAUUAUACCGACAUCAUCUAUGUUAUCCAGCAGCUUGUUAAUAAAAUUUUAAAAGUUACACAUGACUUUAUCGUAACAGUUUCUGCUAUUAAUUUGGAAUUAAUUUAAAAAUACCGAAGAUAUAUGAUAUAUGGAAAGUUUUAAUUUUAGAACUUGUACCUUUCACCGCAAAUUCGUAAUAACCAUUAGAAAAUGCUGCGUGUUUUGUUUCACGACCUAAUUGUCCAAGAACGCUUUAGAUAUAGUCGCUACUUAGAAAUUCAGUUUGUUCAGUUCUUAGCAAAGCUGCGAGAGUUUACACGUGUAACAGUAAAGAGGAGGAGGAGAAAGAGGAGAGUACACUAAAGGAGAAUAAUUACGGCGUUUAUUAUUAUAAUGGCAGGAAGGCAUAUACGCCUCGCAUAUACGCGUUGCAACACAAAGAAUCGUUAAUGUCCAUGAGCUUUUCACUGAAUUCACAAGUAAUCGUUGAUUAUUUGCCUAAUAUUUCCGACAAUGAAAACGCAAAGAAGCAUUUGGCAAACUCAUUAUUAUGCGGGACUCAGGAUGUAUAUGACAUUAGUGGGAAUAUGGCCAUAUCACACGAUCGGCACUAAGUGUUUGCAUUUCGUGACGAUGUUUACGUUCUGCUUCAGUAUCCUUAUACCCCAGGUGCUAUAUCUGCUAAACGGCUUGAUCGACCUUGAUGAUGUGUUUGAAUGCGUGCCGUCGAUGGCAAUCACCAUAGUAUUCAGCUCUAAGUUAGUGAUCAUGAUGAUAAACAAUAAAAAAGUAGAUAAAAGAGCCUGUUUUAAGACGAUAGAGGAGGAUUGGCUGUCGCUGAAUACGGAUAUCGACAAGGCUAUCUUGCAACAGUACACCAAAUACGGACAAUAUCUGACGAAAUUUUACGCAAUAAUUAUGCUUGUUCCGGCACUGUUCCACAUACUCAGGCCUUUCAUCACGACGCUACUGAAAAACGAUAUCGAGAACAUAACAAAAUCAUCGAUACCAGGAGCGUCGAAAUUGCCCUAUCGCGUCGAAUAUGGUGAGAAAUUGAAUCAGCAUUUUUAUUUGAUAAUGCUUCACUGUUGUCUAGCUGUAUUCGCUCAUCUUAUCGCCACGGUCGCGGUUGAUGGAUUCUAUUAUACUAUGAUCCAGCAUGCCUGCGGAAUGUUUUCGAUUAUCGGAAACAUGUUGGAAAACAUUGGCAAAAAUGAUGACGACAAUUUUCAUUUAGAGAUAAAAACAAUAAAAGAUGACAAUUAUCACAUGGCACUGAACUGUCUGCGUAGGCAUCUUCGCGUAUUAGAAUUUGCUAAAUUAAUCGAGUCUAUAUUUACGAAUAUGUUUCUGAUAAGUGUAAAUAUAAAUAUGCUUGGAGGCAGUUUAUGCGGUAUACGGGUGAUAAUGAAUUUAAACAACGCAAGCAAUAUUGCAGCACCUUUAUCUGUCUAUUUUGCGCAACUCGCUCAUCUCUUUCUACAAUUCUGGCAGGGCCAAUUUCUAUUGAGCUUCAGCGAUGUUCCAUACGAAUCUAUUUGCAGAGGAAGAUGGUAUUGUACUUCACGAAAAUGUAGGAAGAUUUUUCUUUUAAUUAUGAGCAGAACUAUGUUACCCUGCAAAAUAACUGCCGGCAAAAUCAUGAUCUUAUCAAUCGAAAGUUUUAGCGCGGUUCUAAAAACGUCGAUGUCUUAUUUUACGGUACUACGUUCCUUCCAGUGAUAAUGUCAUCUCAAGAAAAGUAGUCAUUACUAAU
Messenger RNA from Formica exsecta, 1796 nucleotides. RefSeq names its product odorant receptor 13a-like. The transcript is spliced from 9 exons. The record is from RefSeq and is a predicted model, not a curated record. The coding region runs from base 554 to 1762 and encodes 402 amino acids. Gene Ontology annotation, molecular function: olfactory receptor activity; odorant binding. Gene Ontology annotation, biological process: detection of chemical stimulus involved in sensory perception of smell; sensory perception of smell. Gene Ontology annotation, cellular component: plasma membrane. NCBI's taxonomy places the organism in Eukaryota, Metazoa, Arthropoda, Insecta, Hymenoptera, Formicidae.